UUCACCAGCAGCACCAAUCAUUACUCGUGGGCAGUCAACGUGGGCACCAGAGAUCCUCAUCACCAUCUCCUUCAAAAAAACAUACUUGUUGCUCAAGUUGAAUGGGGAUUUUUUUUUUAUUUCUUGCGCAUGCUAUGUUUGUGCUCGUUGAUUAAUGCUCCAUAUAAAUUGCACCAAUUCAUUAUGCCGUUCUGAGCACAGAUAGCUGAGUUAUAUGGGCAGUUUCUAAAGAAGAAGAAGAAGAAAAGAAAGUUAUCAUUUGUUUUUGUUAAAUAUCAGAAACACCUCCAGGAAAUACAGAGAAAGCGAGAAGAGAUGUCAGUUGGACUCGCAUUCUGGGUGUUCCUGGUCGUAGCAGUGGCGUGCGCGCUCGCCGGUGGCAGGACGAGCUCUGGGCAGCCCAGGGCUCAAAGGAAAUGUCCCAGUGGCUCGGCACCACGCGCGUGGAGGCACAGGAGCGACGCGACGUCGACAGUCUGUCAGAGCCUCUACAAGGGGCUUUCCUGCUGCACCAGAAGGAGCCACACUUACGUCGGGAAACACAAGCUGAAGCUGCUGGCGUCUCUGAACGGCACGGCGUGUCGUCGCUUCCUGGACGAGCUGGAAUGCGCACGCUGCUCCCCCGACGCUCGCCGCCUCCUGCUGCAGCUGCAACCGCAGCAGGAGGUGCAGUCCGCGGGGCGGUCGAGAGCUACGGGACGUAGUGGCUCCUCCCGUGCCGCCACUGCCACCACCGCCACCACCAUGCCCCUGCUCUGCCCGGACUACUGCGCCGAGUUCUACGGCGCCUGCAAGCCUCACCUGGCCGCGUACCUGACGGGGGCGGUCCCGGGCAGCGUGGAGGACUUCUGUGCCCUCUACUCGUCCCGGUCACGGGAUGGAGCCGUAACGACGACAGCGGCGGCGGCGGCAGCGGGGGCCACCGGAAUUUGCUUCCCGGAUUUCGGAAGGCGGACGUCCGGGCCACAAGGACCGCUCUCCAAUCACCUGGAGGGGGUGUCCGCGGACAGCGGAGAGGCGCAGCAUCCGAGCAAAAAGCGGCAGCGUGAGGGCUUGUGCCUGCUGCUGGUGGCGGACAGGCUGCGGCAGCCGGUGGGGGCCGUUCCCAGCCGGGACGGCACGCAGCGCCUCUUCAUCCUGGAGCGCGAGGGUGUGGUGCGCGUGCUGGCGCCACGCUCGGGCAUCUCCGCCGAGCCCUUCAUGGACCUGCACAAGGUGGUGCAGAGCGGGAACAAGCUGCUGGACGAGAGGGGCCUCCUCAGCCUGGUGUUCCACCCCGGGUUCCAGCGCAAUGGAAAAGUCUACGUGUCCUACACCACGAACCGUGCUGGCGGUGGAAUGGGGCCUCACGACCACAUCCUGCGCGUCUCCGAAUUCACGCUGUCGAGGAAAUCUGCCAACCGCGUGGAUCCCACGUCUGAGCGGACGAUGGUCGAGGUGGCGGAGCUGCACAGGAGGAACCUGGGAGGAGAGCUGCUCUUCGGAGAAGAUGGCCUCCUCUACGUCUUCCUGGGAGACGGGGAGAUCACGCUCGACGACAUGGAGGAAAUGGAUGGACUUAGCGAUUUUACAGGCUCGGUGCUCCGCGUCAACGUAAGCUUGGAGCUUUGCGAGCGCCCGUACGCCAUCCCUCCCGACAACCCCUACGCCAACGGAACUUUCCAACCGCCGGAGACCUUUGCCCAGGGACUCCGCAGUCCCGGCAGAUGCACCGUCGACCGGCACCGCAACGGCAGCGUGGACGGCGGGGGCACGAUGCUGUGCGUGGAGCGAGGGAGGGGCGGCCGGCAGGGAGACUCGGGGAGGCUGCUGCUCAUCCGGCGUGACCGCGACUACGAGUCGGAGCCUCCCGUGUUCCACUACAGGCCGGAGCACCCGAGCCCCCUAGUGGGGGGCCACGUCUACCGGGGGUGUCAGUCUCGCCGGCUGCAGGGCCUCUACAUCUUCGGUGACCACAGCGGGAGGCUGAUGUCGCUAAACCGUGCGUGGCAGCAGAGCCAGCUGCCGCUGGGAGGAGAGGACAUUUGCCAGGGGGGGCUUUCUGGCAGGCUGCAAGGCACCCUCAUUGCCGUCGCUCAAGACGAGACCGGUGAGAUGUACCUCCUGACAAACAGCAAGAUAUCAGGGCAGACUCACACGGGCCGCCUCUACAAGCUGAUGGACCCCAAGCGGCACAGAAGUCCUCCCGAGUGUGCGCGCGUCCUGGCAGAGCCGACGCCGCUUUCCUCCAAGUGUCCGCGCUUCUGCGGGAACGGACGCUGCUUCUCGUCGGGCAAAUGCUGCUGCCAGAGUGGCUGGGAGGGCGAGCUCUGCAACAAGGCUAAGUGUGAGCGGGCAUGUGCCAACGGAGGUGCGUGUGUGAAGCCCAACAAGUGUCUCUGUAAGAGUGGCUUCCAGGGAGCCACAUGUGACCAAGCCGAAAGGAGCCUGGGCUCAGCUUUCCGAGCCGGUCUCUCGCUGCUCUUCGGAAAUCCCUACCAGAAGAGCCAGGCCCUCAGCCAGCUCCCGCGGAGCCUCCGUAGGCUCAUCAGAGGCCGGGGAUCCAGGCACACACAGGGAGGUUCACGUAAAGAAAAUAGGCUGACAAGACCCACAGACCUGCCGAAAUCUCCCAUCACAACUGGAUACAAAGAUUUGGUGACAGAGGUGGGACGCAGGCCGUGAUCUCUUCAAAAGAAGGAGUUCAAAACAAGAAUUUAAUCAUCAAUUUGCCAUAUAUAUUACAAACACUAAAUAACAAAUGAGCAAAGAAACAACCACCAGAGUUAAAUACAGCACACGUGACUUUUGAAAGAAAAAAAAUACGGAUAAACCGACAGUAUCGUCAUUGAAUAAUGUAAAAUUAGCGUUUUAUUUUGCAUUGUAAAUUUAUUGGCUAAAACUAUACCCAGUGGUAGAGUCGUUUAAGGAAGGAGUUGUGGACACAUUUUGAACCCUAAUUGGGGGCUCAAACAAAUACCGAGGCCUGUCUUGUGCAGUCUAGAUGUAUAUCCCUGCCUUCACGUGUGCUGUACUUGCUUCAUGUUGUGCCUAUAAACUCACCAUAUCGAUCCUGCUUUUCAUGCAGCCUUUUUCUCAUGCAGCCCGUAACUUUGAUAAUGUACCAAAUGGUACAGUUCGUUUUGGAGUACAAAUUGAACAGCAAAUCAAUUACGUCUGAGGUUAGGUAUUAAGGAUUCGAGUGUUCCUUACGAUGUUUGCCAGAUGUUAUAUCCCAACGCCAGCAGUUCUCUAAACUCCAGCCUUUCCGAUUAACAACAGUUCCUCUUCAUAGUUUGACCAAUCAAGAGAUGCAUCCUAUGUAUCUUUAUAUACAUUUACAUUGAAUGGGGAAUCCUGGUGGACACGGGAAGAUGGGCUGCAUGGAGGCGUGAGGGAUGGGGUCUUGAGAACCACUCAUCAGUGUUAUCAAUGGAUAACCCGAUGAUAUUGUAAUAUUACGUUACAGAGUUGUUGCCAUUAAAACAUUAUUUUUAUACACAGUAUGCGUAAGAUGUAUUUGUAACGGCUAUGUGGGGGGGGGGGGACAUUAUAAUGUAUGCCAUGAUGAGCUAUGGCAGGGAACGGUAGGCAAUAAACAAUGCCACCUCUGAAGUGGUGUAGAAGGGUGGCUAUAUUUUGAGACGGUGUAUUCCGGAGUGACAGGGGUAGGGAUGUAUUCUCCCACUUCAAUAUGCCUGCACUGCAUGCGGACACGCUCUGAUUAUCCCACUGCCAGACCCGAAGUUGCUUCCACAAAUCAUUGUGCUCAGCUGAUAAUCGUGAAUUAUGCACAAUCCGAGAUUUACAAUCUAGCUAACAGAGCAUGUACAAAACAUAACACGCACACGCGCGCACAAAAGAAAACUUAAAAUGUAUUUCUUAGUCAGAUGUUCUGCUCUUUGGUUAGUGCCAGUUGCUUUUAGAUAAAAAAAAAAAAAAGUGGCACUACAUUUGUACAUUACUGUACGUUUUUUUUAAUUGUCUUAUUUAUUUCUGUGUCAUUUCUGGUUGACAAUGUUUAUAUGAUGUCUCACGAAACACUUUGUCAAUUGUCAACAUGAACAGUGACUCCCAUGAACAAUAACCAUCGUUGAGAUCAACGUUACCAGUUGUGUGUUUAGGUCAUAUGUGUAAAAAGAAAAAAAAACAAUCCAACUCGCAUACUAAAAACAAAUGUAUUGGGAUUUGCUAUUGAAUUGGUCACAGUGGAAUUAUCUCUUAGUGUCGAUUUCUGACAAAGGUGGAACACUGGAGCUUCACACACAGAUGAUGAACGCCGCCCUGUUCACAAUUUCAGAUGAUACUUCAAUCCCUUCGGUACUAUUACAACUUGGCUUGAGAAAACUACAACACGUAACGUUCCUGCUCAUGACCGGCAUCUCUCCAACUUCUAGUGUCCAAGUAGAGACACACUUUUAUCAACUUUUGGUACGAUGGACCAAUGAAAAAGCCGUUCUCAAACCAAACCCCCCUUUUCCCCUACCUCCCCAUGUUCUCCUUUUUUGUGGUGAUUUCAUUGGUGACGAUGUGACGACGAUGGUGUCUUCCUGUUGUCAUCUCCGUCAAUUCGCGCAGUCAGUUCUGUGUACCUGGUCUGUCUGCCAGGAAGUGUGUUUAUAGCCAUGCACACCGGGCACCCUAUACUUAACCAAAGUGGCCUCUUAGAACAUCACGUGGCUUGUGUGCACACUGGGUAGUUUGGUAUAUAUAUACGUUGGUUUCAAGUGGGAGUGGACACAUUGAAAAGGACACAUCUGUUACUUCAGUUAACCGUCUUCAAAGCAUGUCAAGGGUUGGACUCCUGUCUCAGGCUACGCACCGUCACGUGCGCAUUAUCCCCGCUCGCCGCAGCAUUUCAGGCGCGGUUGAUGUCGGGGGAAAAAUGCUCCGCUCUGAGGCUCGAAGGUCAACGCUUAAAUGAAAGCCUUUUUUUUUAUUAUAAACAAAGGUGGCCUUUGACAUACGUGGUCACUGUAACCCGAAAACAACUAAGCGCUACAUCUCCUGUAUAGUAUAUUUAAAUAUAUUACCGGUGUUUCUUGGUACGAUUAUUCAAAAGCACAAUGUUAUGGGUGUAUUUUGUAUGUCACUAUAGAUAUGGGGUUCUUACGUUGACAUUAAUCGCGAGUGUAUCGGUGCAUAUUUUUGUGACAUUUUUUAACUAAUUGCUUUGCUUUAUGAGUCAUUUAUCAAACCAUAUUUUGUAUUAGAGUGCCUAUUUAUAAGCCGAACACUGUAUCACUAUAGUAGCUUUAUUUAGCAAAUGCCAUAUUUAGUUUUGUAUUGGACCAGAAGGUAGGCUCCGUCACAGAGAUAAAUGCAUUACCCUUACAAACAUGAAAGUGACAUAAAGUGCCCUGGUGGAAACAUUAUUUGUAUUAUUAUUUUAAAAUUAACAUUACGUUGAAUGUUAAAGUAGAGAGACUGGGAGUUACAUUUGUAUUUAUGUUUAAAAUCAAAUAAAGGCUUUGUGUAUUGUA
Messenger RNA from Lethenteron reissneri (Far Eastern brook lamprey), 5462 nucleotides. It is a transcript of the gene HHIP, whose product is annotated as hedgehog interacting protein. NCBI's taxonomy places the organism in Eukaryota, Metazoa, Chordata, Hyperoartia, Petromyzontiformes, Petromyzontidae. The record is from RefSeq and is a predicted model, not a curated record.